Messenger RNA from Lipotes vexillifer (Yangtze River dolphin), 806 nucleotides. It is a transcript of the gene KDELR3, whose product is annotated as KDEL endoplasmic reticulum protein retention receptor 3. NCBI's taxonomy places the organism in Eukaryota, Metazoa, Chordata, Mammalia, Artiodactyla, Lipotidae. Gene Ontology annotation, cellular component: membrane. The coding region runs from base 55 to 720 and encodes 221 amino acids. The record is from RefSeq and is a predicted model, not a curated record. The transcript has 4 exons. Gene Ontology annotation, biological process: protein retention in ER lumen. Gene Ontology annotation, molecular function: ER lumen protein retrieval receptor activity.
GGCGCCUCGCCCGCCAGAAAGUUUCCCAGGAGUUGGCUGAGAGCGGGCCGGACCAUGAACGUGUUUCGUAUCCUGGGCGACCUGAGCCACCUCCUGGCUAUGAUUUUGCUACUGGGGAAGAUCUGGCGCUCCAAGUGCUGCACGGGCAUCUCCGGGAAGAGCCAGAUACUUUUCGCUCUCGUCUUCACCACCAGGUACCUGGACCUGUUCACCAACUUUAUCUCCAUCUACAACACAGUAAUGAAGGUGGUUUUUCUCCUCUGUGCCUAUGUCACGGUGUACAUGAUCUAUGGCAAAUUCCGGAAAACAUUUGACAGCGAGAAUGACACAUUCCGCCUGGAGUUUCUUCUGGUCCCAGUCAUUGGCCUCUCCUUCCUUGAAAACUACAGUUUCACUCCUCUGGAGAUCCUCUGGACUUUCUCUAUCUACCUGGAAUCAGUGGCCAUCCUGCCCCAGCUCUUCAUGAUCAGCAAGACUGGAGAGGCUGAGACCAUUACUACUCAUUACCUGUUCUUUCUUGGGCUAUACCGGGCCCUCUACUUGGCUAACUGGGUCAGGCGGUACCAGACUGAGAAUUUCUACGACCAAAUCGCAGUGGUGUCUGGGGUAGUGCAGACCAUCUUCUACUGUGACUUCUUCUACUUGUAUGUGACCAAAGGUAGGUGCUGCGAGCCCAGUGCAGCUGGCACUGUCUCAGUUACCAAUCCACUCAAUGUUUGAGGGGAUAUGGAAGUGAACAGAGGCAAGUCUGUGUGCCCCUCAUGGUGCUUACAUUCUAACAUGGGAAGACAAAUGUUUUCAGGAAA